Molecule: messenger RNA, 7033 nt
Organism: Pungitius pungitius (ninespine stickleback)
Lineage: Eukaryota; Metazoa; Chordata; Actinopteri; Perciformes; Gasterosteidae
Product: nuclear receptor coactivator 2-like
Exons: 22
Coding region: 757-5028 (1423 amino acids)
Biological process (GO): cellular response to hormone stimulus; positive regulation of transcription by RNA polymerase II
Cellular component (GO): nucleus
Molecular function (GO): nuclear receptor binding; protein dimerization activity
Source: RefSeq, a predicted model, not a curated record
CAUCUAUGGACGUCUAUGAGGAAAUGACUAACAUGUAUUCAAUCUCAAUCUCUAGUUUUCUACACAUCACGGUGUUUAUCCAGUGCAUUGUGGUCCGUUUAGAGUCAUGCAGACCAAUAGGGGAGGGGAUUCUUUAGGGCGGGGCUUGCUGUGAUUGACAGAGCCUUCCAAAAAUACAACCCACGAUUCUUGAGUCUGCAAUAAGUCUAAGUAACGUGAUCAGGAGGGUUUCUGGAGAGAAAGGGGCUUCAUGCUGAGGUCACAGACCUAUUAGUAUCGGAGAGUAAUCAAUAAUAAAUAUAUGGCGCUCUUUUGCAAUAACAAAAUGUGUACAAGGAGUCGAGCGUUUAAGAACAGAAGGUCGUGUAAAUCAUUCAGAGUCAGGGGGAGGUUUUCUUUCUGUGCACAUUGGCUAAUAGGGAGGAGGAGUGUGUGCGAGUGUGUGGUGGUGGGAGGAGUAUGUGUGUCUGCAUGACACAGAGAGAGAGAGAGAGGGGGGAGAGAGAGAGGGAGGAUUUGUGGCAUUUAGUGUGUCAGCUGUCAUUAGGCGCAGAUGAAACACGCACACAACCAGAGAAUAGGGGAAAUGCAACGCCAGUGUGUGCGUGCUUGAGUGGCGUGUGCUGUGCUGACUGUGUGUGUGUGUGUGUGUGUGUGUGUGCGUGCUGGAGAGCCGGCCGGCAUGGGACGGUGGGCCGGCUCGGCGCUGGUCAUGGACGGGUUUCUCAGGAUCUCAGGUGCUGAUAUUUGCUGAAGAUGAGUAGCGGGGGGGGGAACACCCCGGAGCCCCCCAGAGGGGCAGAGUCUCUGAAGAGGAAGGACGGCCCGUCGGACCUCCUGCUGGGGCCCAGCCCCAAGAGGAGCACCGAGCGGAGGAACCGGGAGCAGGAGAACAAGUACAUCGAGGAGCUCGCCGAGCUGAUCUUCGCCAACAUCAACGACAUGGACGACCUGAACGUCAAGCCGGACAAGUGCGCCAUCCUCCAGGAGACGGUGAAGCAGAUCCGCCAGAUCAAGGAGCAGGAAAAAGCUCCAGUGGCUGAUGCUGAGGAGGUGCAGAAAGCCGACGUCUCCUCCUCAGGACCAGGGGUCAUCGAUAAGGACGCCCUCGGGCCCAUGAUGCUGGAGGCCCUGGACGGCUUCUUCUUCGUGGUCAACAUGGAGGGCAGCAUCGUGUUCGUCUCGGAGAACGUCAGCCAGUACCUGCGCUGCCAGCAGGAGGAGCUGAUGAGCACCAGCGUGUACAACGUGCUGCACAAAGGGGACCACGCCGAGUUCUCCAAGAACCUGCUGCCCAAGAGCCUCGUCAGUCAUCGCGGCGGCGACUCGUCCAACAGGAGCAGCCACACCUUCACCUGCCGCAUGCUGGUGGACCCGCGGGCCUCGGACCAGCACCAGUACGAGACCAUGCAGUGCUUCGCCGUGUCGGAGCCCAAGUCCAUCCGGGAGGAGGCCGAAGAUUUCCAGUCGUGUCUGAUCUGCGUGGCGAGAAGGGCCCCCGUCAGAGAGAGGCCCGUGAUGCCCGCCUACGAGAGCUUCACCACGCGCCAGGACCUUCAAGGUAAGAUCACGUCGCUGGACACCAGUCAGCUGCGGGCCUCCAUGAAGCCGGGCUGGGAGGACCUGGUGCGGCGCUGCAUCAAGAGGUUUCACCUGCAGAAUGAAGGGGAGAUGUCCUUCGCUAAGAAGCACCAGCAGGACGUGUUGAGGAGCGGCCAGGCUCUCAGCCCCCUGUACAGGUUCUCCCUGGCCGACGGCACGGCGGUGUCGGCUCACACCAAGAGCAAACUGAUCCGCUCGCCGGCCACCAGCGAACCGCAGCUCUACAUGUCCCUGCACAUCCUGCAGAGGGAGAACGCGAGCGCAGACAUGCCGGGCGCUCAGAGUCCGGCCAAGCCGAUGACACCGACCGGCGCGAGCGGCCCCUCCCCUUCCCCCGAGGCCAGCGUCACCGGCAGCACGCACCACGGUUUCGUGAGCGUCUCGGGUCGGGCGCCCACACCCCAGGCGCUCAGGCUGGCCAGCCCCUCGGCCCAAGGGAGCCCCAGCGUCACAUCGGGGGCCCUGAGCGCCAUGCUCUCGCCUCGCCAUCGCCACAGCCCCGGCAUGGCGGCCAGCAGCAGCAGCGGCUGCAACAGCCCCCGCAUGCAGCACGCCUCCGGCCCUUUCUCUCCCGCAGCCGGACUCCACUCGCCCACGUCCGUGUGCAGCAGCGCGGGAACCAGCCACGCGUUCAGCUCGCUGAGCGCUCUGCAGGCCCUCAGCCAGGGCCACAGGGUCCCCCGGGGAGUCCCCGAGGGGCCCGACGGAGACAACAACUCCAGCCUGGAGGCCGACCUGUUGGGAACCUUUGCGCAGCAGCCGGGCCCGGUGUCCCCGAACCGGGACGGCGAUCAGGAGACGGGUGGCGCCGGGGAAAUGGGCGACGCCCCCAAUUGCCUUCUGAACACAAAGGGCCACACCAAGCUGCUGCAGCUCCUCACCACGAAGUCGGAGUCCCCCGACCCCUGCCCGUCCCCAUCGCCGGGGGACGAGCAGACCUGCAAGGACCAGCCGGGGGGGGGCGGCGGCGGCGGCGCCUCGGGGCACGACGGCCACCCCACCUCGCUCAAGGAGAAGAACAAGAUCCUCCACAAGCUGCUGCAGAACGGCGCCUCGCCCGUGGAGUUGGCCAAGCUGACGGCGGAGGCCACCGGGAAGGACGCCGCGGGUCCCGAGUCGUCCUCGGGGGACAACAUGGCCGCCCUGGGCGAGCUCUUCGUGAAGCAGGAGCCGGGGAGCCCCAAGAAGAAGGACAACGCGCUGCUGCGCUAUCUGCUGGACAGGGACGACAACGGCGUCCCGGACAAAGCCGUCAAGACGGAGCCCGGCGACGCCCCCCCCCCACUGCCCGCCGUCAAGGCGGAGCCGCAGGGGGGCGACUUCGACGCAGCCGCGCAGGCCAUCGAGCUGGAGGACCUGCUGGAGGACCUGCAGAGCGGCGCCCAGCAGCAGCUGUUCGCUGGCCGGCCGGCGUCCUCCGCCGUGGACAAACAGAGCAUCAUCAGCGACAUCCUGCAGAUGACGGACGGCGGCGGAAGCCCCCCCAACCAUCACAGAGCCUUUCCUCCCAGCGGCGCCGCAGGCUUUAACAGCGCCAGGCCGGGCCAGCCGGGUCGAGGCCCUGCUCCGGUGAGGAUGGCCUCCCUGGACGGCGGCGUGGGCCCCAACGGCAGCAGGCCGUUCCCCCCCCAGCACAGGAACAACGGGCCCUACUCCUUAAUGCAGCAAGGCAUGAUGGGAAACAACGCUGGCAUGGCCAACCAGGCCGGGAUGGCCAACGCAGGCAUGCUGAGUAUGCGAGGAUCCAUGCAGCAGGGCUGGGGUCCCCAGGGGCCCAUGGGGCCCGGCGGGGGGCCAAUGAUGGGCCAAGGGGUGGGGCCGAGUCGGAUGGCCCCCAACGUGCACAGCAGAGGCCCCCCCGGGUCCAGAGGCGCGGCCGGCGUGCAGAUGAUGAGCAGCGGGUCCGAGAUGGAGAUGUCAAACGCCGCCGCCUACGCUCAGCAACAGGCUCCGCCCAAUCAGACCGCGCCCUGGACCCACCGCAUGAUGUCCGUGGACCACUACGGGAACCACAGCAGGCCGGCGUACGGCGCCCCCCAGGAGGACGGGAUGCGGUGCUGCGGCCAGGGGCCCGAGGGCCCCCCGGACGAGGGCGCCCUGCUGCGCCAGCUGUGCUCGGUGUUGAAGGACUACGAGGGUCUGGAGGAGAUCGACAAGAUGCUGGGCAUCCCGACUCUGGCUGGUCAGCAGGGCCCCGUGCCGGACCAGGACCAGUACCUCGGCUCCUCGGACCCGGCGGCCUCCAUGAAGCAUUUUCUGUACAGUCAACACUACGGCGCCCCCCCGGGUUACGGGUCGGCGCCCCCCGACGGCGGCUUCCACGGCCCGUCUGUGAGCAGCCACAUGGGGCCCCAGAGGAUGGCGCCCGGCGGCUACCCCCCCAUGAUGAGGAUGGCGGGGGGCGCGGGGCCCAGGCCGGUUGGGACCCGGCCGGGGGGCCCCGGUCCAGGGGGGCCGCCUCAGCCCAACAACCUGAGGCUGCAGCUGCAGCACCGGCUCCAGGCCCAGCUGAACCGCCACCCGAUGGUGAACCAGAUGAGUGGAGUGUCCAAUAUGAAUCUACCUCUAAGGGCUAACAUACCAAACCAGGGAACCCUCAACGCUCAGAUGCUGGCCCAGCGUCAGCGCGAGUACCUCAGCAACCAUCUCCGCCAACGCCAGCAGCAGCACGUGCACCAGCAGCGCGCCAUGAUGAUACGCACACAGGGCAUCAACGCGCCCAGCGGGGGCUCCGCCCCCACGCUGAUGCCCAUGGGCGGCACCAACCCGCGGUUACCGCAGGGCAACCCGCAGCAGUUCCCCUACCCGGGCUCCAGCUACGGUACCGGCCUGCCCUCCCCUCCUCCGCCCCCUCACCCCGGCUCCUCCAGCCCCUUCUCCUCCCCCCUCUCCCCCGGCCAUCACCUGAUGGGAAGUGUGGGCGGGCAGUACGGGGUGAUGAGCCCCCCCUUGCAGCACGGCGCCUACCAGUUCAGCAGCUCAGGGAUGAGCCAGCAGCAGCAGAUGCACCAGGACCCGGCGGCGGGUUUCCCGUGCGGCUCCGCGAGCCCUCAGAGCCCCCUGCUGUCCCCCAGGAUGGGUCCAGGUCAGGGCCCCAUUCUGCAGCAGAACCAGGGCCAAGCGCAGACCCAGGGCCCCAACCUGAGGGCGGCGCCGGCCUACCAGGGGAGCGGCGGCUGGCCCCAACCCGCCAACGUCAACAGCGGGUUCCCCCAACAGGCCCAGUCUCAGUACUCCACACAGGCCAAUGGAGGGAUGUACAACAACAACAACAGCGUGAACCUGGGAGUCAUGGUCAACAGCUUGAGCCACAUGUCGGGACAGAUGAGCACAGAGCAGGGGAGGGACGGCGGCCUGAUCCUGGACCAGCUGGCGGGGAUGGACAUGAUGACGCAAGAGGGCGAAGCCAGUUCUAAUUUCUGCUGACCCCGGCUGUGAGAGCAGCGAGGAGACCACCGUGUGUGUGUGUGUGUGUGUGUGUGCGUGAAGGCUACACAACCGUGUGUGUCUGUGUGAAUCCAAAACACUGGAGAAAUGAAACCUCCUGGAUUUCAUCUUUUACGGUUCCAUUUUGGAAACCUGACUGGAAACGUCAAAUGAGAACGUUUGGGAUGAAAUAUUUUACAGGUAUUUAUAGUUUUGAAGAAGUUUUUAGAGAUUCUUUGUACAAAGCGAAAAUAAUCAAGAAUAUCUUUAUGUUUAAGAAAAUCUCUCAACGGUACAUUCUGAUGUCAUUUUUAAAAUUAAUAUAUUUCAAGUGCUGUAGUUACAAGGGACCUGUUUCCCUGUUUGAUGACUCUUUGAAUGAAGGUGUGUGUAGAUUGUGUACAUACUUAGAUUCCUCUAUGUCUGAGUUUUAUUCCAACGACUGGGAGCGGAAAUAUUUGAUUGGUUGAAUGAAACCUCAGUGGGCGGAGCUUAAAAAACGAAAGGCAAUGACAGAGAGGGUCAUUUAAUUUGGCUUUCUUAAUAAAAGUCACUCAAUAGUUGCUCUAGAUUUGAUAAAAAUAUUUAUCAAGAUAUACCUAAAGUACCAAGGUAAAAUCAUUAUUAUUAUUAUCGAUUUGUUCAUCAGAUUAAUGCUGCAGCUCUUUAAGCUUAAUUACUUUAUAUGUUUUGUUGAUUUACAUUUUGUGACCACUGCUGUCCAAGUAUCCCAGUAAAGAGAACAAAUAAAUCCCACGUAUCGCAUUAAAAGGAACAUCGUUAAACGUGUGAUUCGGAAGUUUUAAGUCUUCUUCUCCGCCUCGUGAGACCAAUCAGAGGAUUUCUGCCUCUGAACCCAAAAAACAAAGCUUCAUUAAAAGGUGCUUUUAAGAAGUGAAGCGACUGAGGAGCCGUUCUGUCUGCAGGGGGAAUCUGUUAAAGGUGCAGCGCGGAGGAUUCAGAGAGCUUCCUGUGAGGGGGGGGGGCACAAACAGCAUGGUGAAUGGUGCAUGUGGCUCCUCGCUGUAACCGUGUGGAAAGAACUGACUUCAAAGUGGAUUCUGUUCUUUUUUCUUCUUAUAAGUUGUUUGUUUUUAUCUUUUGUCUCUUUCAGCUUUCGAUACAGUACGUCACGGAGUACUAGACGUAUAUAUUUAUAUAAAUUGAAGUACCUUAAGAUGCUGAAGGGGACGCAAAAUGCCUUAGGUCUGUUUAAGUCGUCAUACUGUCACUGUAACCCCCCCCCCCCCCUCGACCCCCCCACUACCUGGCUUUAGAUUUCUUUUCCCUUGAUGAGCACAAGCUGAAGUUACAAUAAUACUAAUUACAGUAAUUACAUUUCCCAAUAUGUAAUAAUAAUGUCGGGGAGGAGCUGAGCAGUUAUCAGGUUAUCACAGAUGUGCACCUCCCAUAAUUCACUUCACGUGUCAUUCAGCUGACGCUUUUAUCCAAAGCGACUUACAUUUCAUUAUAAUCAGGGACACUUCAACAUGUCACAUGGGGUUAAACAGUUUGAAUGUUUGAGACUAAACAGAAGGGAUGUAAGAACUAAACACUGGAAUGGCUUCACAGAGCUGAUUAAUAUUGAAUUUGUUGGAUUGUAUUUCCUAAUUAAGGAAAUGUCCAGCUCACUUCUGUGUUUCACCACCAGGAGGCGCCAGAGUGCAACAGGUUCUUUUUCAUCUUUAAAUGAGACAAAUCAGUGAAUGUGAAUGAUUUCUCCUUUUUAGAAGGAUACUUUAUUAUUAUUAGGAUUAUUAUGAUUGAUGUCAUUCCCCAGCAGAGUGCAGGAGGUUCCUCCCCAGAGGUCAAAGGUCACCGGUGGCGGUGCUUUUAUUUCACCCUGGCCGCCCCGGGGGCUCGUGUUCGAUGUCUCGCGGGUGUUUUUAUGCAAAAGUCCUGACGUUCACACCACUUUAUGCAAGCCGUCGACUCCAAUGAUGCUUUUGCCAAUGCUGCGUUAAUUUAUGAUUCAUGCUGCUGUAAAUAAAUUAUUUUUAUUGAG